Molecule: messenger RNA, 3628 nt
Organism: Amphiprion ocellaris (clown anemonefish)
Lineage: Eukaryota; Metazoa; Chordata; Actinopteri; Pomacentridae
Product: calaxin-like
Exons: 8
Coding region: 2857-3606 (249 amino acids)
Molecular function (GO): calcium ion binding
Source: RefSeq, a predicted model, not a curated record
GGCUAAGCUAGUGGGAGCAAAGUUUCAGUGCAUUCCGUUGAUGUAGACGGCGUGAAAACGGAAACAACAAGUAUGCCGUCUCACUGUGCUGCAUACAAUUACACACUGCGUCGUACGAUUGACACAAGGAAACUUGGAAUGACUUUUCAUAGGUUUCCCAGAGACUAUGGGUUGAGGAGGAAGUGAAAGUUUGUCGGCUUAGACCUGGUGCCAUUCCGUCAGUGUUAAACUUCCUGGCUCAUCUUGGAAGAGUACGUGCCAGAAAGACCACGACCAAGCAGCCUUGAGAUCUUAGGCAGCGUCUCCCUGAGGUCCCUCUCUAUCUCCCCACACAUCCACCAACCACUGGUGCACAUCUCCAAAGUUCUGCCGGGCCAGCUCAGCUUCCCUUCAGAAGAAGUUCCACCAGAUGAAGGAGCCUUUUGAGAGGCAGCUGGCAUCGUGAUUGGACUGUACUUUGGUCUGUUCCAAUCCAGCUUCAGCCCCAGAGACGGCAGGCGGGACGAGUCAACGGAAGCCGGGUGGACGAAGGCAUGCAGCUGAGUACAAUCCAGAAAACAACAGAGGAGGAGUGCAGUGGCCCAGGACCAGAACAAACAGUAGCAUGACCAAAGAACUACAGACUCUUCACAACCUGCUCAAACUCUUGGUACAGGACCUCACCACACGGUCAAGAAGGUUUCCUUCUCCUCAUUUCUACUCUGAAGCUCACCUUCUCCUGCUCAAACUGCUGACAAAUGUUUCUGCUGCUCUAAAGUCUGGUCUCCAGAACUUCCUAAAAACUCUCCAAGUGUCUUCUGCUGCAGGUUGCUAUGUAGAACUGUUGCAGAAAACCUCACUAAACCACAUGGAGGGGCCUCAAGAUAGUCGUCCAAAUGAAACUGUACAAAAACCAAACUAGCACAACCCAAACACUAAAGUCUCCUGCAGCCUACCAGAGAACCUCUGAAAACAGAGAAUCAGGACAGGAACUCUUACCUUCUGGACAACCAACGCUGGUUCUCAAACAAGAAUACAGAAUGUGUCUGACCAAAAACCUCUGAAGACUCACUACAGCCAAGAUAAAGACACAGCUGCACCAAAUCCACUAAUCACUGCACACAUUAGCACCAUGUGCUAACUGUGGCUAAAGAACCUCAUUUACCAAGACAACUAUCCAGUACAAAGCCCGAAAACACACCAAGAAACACAUUAAAGCCGAUUUUACUGCUGGAAGCUGCAAGCCAACGCCUAAAGAACUAACUAAAGCAACAGAGCCAAACCCAGUUCAGUGGUGAAGAGAAGCAGAGGAAAUGUUUGUCUGCAGCUAAAUAAAGCAGGAAGACACUGAGCUGCUCAGGUGUUCCUGAUAACACCAAGCUGCUCAGGUGUUCCUGAUAACACCAAGCAGCCACCUGGACAGCCAAUAGGAACACAGCUUCCUGGAAGUCCAGAGGGCUGGCUUAGUGAAGGAAAUUUAAUUUAAAGUUGAAGCAGAAAGUUAAUAAAGAAAGUUGAAAACCACCUUCUGAUUCCUGAAAUCUCUGAGUUUUUACACAAAGAACACCUGAACAUGUCAAACUGGUUCCAUAGUAGAACCAUCAUUGUAAAAAUGUCAUAGUAUGGUGUGUUGCUCAAAAAACAUUAGGACCUGGCUGUCAGGGGACAAACAUGUAAGAAACAUGAGAACAGAGAGAACCCAACCAGUAGGUCACAGUUUAUCAUCCCCCAGUCAUCUCCUGAAGUCCAUAUGGUGAGAGACAUCAGUAUCUGGUUGUUAAUUUACUAGAGGAUGCUUAUAAUCAUGCUGAUGUGGUCUGUACUCUACAGUAUUUUAGUGACUCAAUAAAUGCCUAAGUUGUUUUUUUAAAAAUGCUUUUUAGUUUUUAAUGAACAUUUAAUAGCCUAUAUGUAAUCAAUAAAUGGCCUUUGCCUCUAUUAAGAAAAAUUCACUCAGAACUCUGAUAUGUUAACAGUACUAAAUAAAUCAAUAAAUACAUGCAUACACACAUAAAUAAGUUAAUACAUUAACUGUGUUAAGAUUUAGAUUUUAAAAAAAGUUGUUUAUGUUUUUGCAGAAUCCUGUAUUGCUCACUGGUUGGUCAUUACAUUUUGUUCGUUUGAUUUCACUGUUUAAAAUGAUGCCACCUCUUUUCAGACAGAACCUGUGAUAAUAAAACAAUACAAAAUUUUUAGGUCCGUGUUAAUAAAGCACUUAAAGCUUUAAGUAUGGCUAAAUGCUUUUUUCAAAAUUAAAUAUAUCACUCCUUAGGUGGUAGUGGCCCCAAGUUCAGUAAAGCUGGAAAGAUAUUCACAGAUUCACACUUCCAGCAUCAAUAACUCGUUAGAUAUAGGUUGUCAAAACAUAAACGGUGCCUCUUUCCCAUUGUUGCAAGGCAGACAAUGUGCUACAAGCCCAGUUUUAUCAAAAGUAGCUGUCUUUCAAGCUACAGGAAUAAGAUUGGUGUCUAUGGAGUGAACAGGGUCCUUCUGCAAUUUGCAAAACCGCUGCAACAGUAAAGAGAGACAAAUAUUCAAUAACUUCACUCUUAUACAUUGUAGUGUCACUAAAAUCACUGCAGCCUUCAACUGGCUCCUGUUGACAAAGUGUUUUAACAGAAAUGUAAAUGCUGUAAUUUGAUUCUUUUAAUGAACCAUGUAACUUGAAUGGAUGUGAUGCUGGUGUGACCACAGUGCACACAUCUGAUGUUGCUCACAGUGGUCCAAGGAACUGCUCAGGGAGUUUGUGUGUUUGCUCAGACUCAUGAAAAAUUAGAGGGAACAUUGGACACAAGUAGCGUUGAAUGCUACGCGGUUGCCAUGGCGACGACAUGUAAACAUCUCCCCUCAGCCAGUCCGACGUCCUGCUUCUAAAAAAUGUCGAAAAUGUCUGCUAUGAACAGAAAAGUGAUACAAACUCUCGCUGAAACGAUCUCCAAACAAGUGGAGCACUUCAAUAAAACGGAAGCUGAGUGCCUUAUCCGAGAGUUUAACCUCCUGCUGGGGGAGCCCACCAACAAUGGGAGAACAGUCCAGGGCCUGGACAGAGCGAGGUUCAGGAGCAUUCUGCACCAUACGUUUGACCUGACCGACGACAUAAUAAUGGACGGAGCCUUCAGGGCGUUUGACAAAGACAAUGAUGGCAUUGUCAGUUUGAAAGAGUGGAUCGAGGGACUGUCUGUUCUUCUUCGGGGGACCUUGAAUGAAAAAAUAAAAUGUAACUUUUCAACCUUACUUUCUGUGUUGAAGUGCUCUCUCUUUUUCAUACAAAGUUACAAGCUUAUCCAGCUAACAACCCUUCUCUUAUUCUGUGGCUCAGACUGCUUUCACGUGUAUGACUUGAAUGGUGACGGCUUCAUCACCAGGGAGGAGAUGUUUCGCUUGCUGAAAAACAGCCUCGUCAGACAGCCAACUGAAGAGGACCCCGAUGAAGGAGUCAAAGACCUGGUGGAGAUCACACUCAAGAAGAUGGACCAUGAUCACGAUGGCAAACUGUCUUUUGAUGACUUUGAGAAGGCAGUGCGAGAGGAGAACCUAUUGCUUGAAGCAUUUGGAACCUGUCUUCCUGACUCCACGAGUGUUGAGGCAUUUGAGCAAUAUGUAUUUCAAGAACAGCUGGAACAAUAAAGAAAGAAACCAUAUUAAUGCA